Molecule: messenger RNA, 1232 nt
Organism: Lolium perenne
Lineage: Eukaryota; Viridiplantae; Streptophyta; Magnoliopsida; Poales; Poaceae
Product: AT-hook motif nuclear-localized protein 27-like
Biological process (GO): vegetative to reproductive phase transition of meristem
Cellular component (GO): nucleus
Molecular function (GO): DNA-binding transcription factor activity; minor groove of adenine-thymine-rich DNA binding
Source: RefSeq, a predicted model, not a curated record
UUCUACUGUAGAGGUAGCCAGUGUGGCGGAUUGGGGGGAGCCUACGUGCAUGGCCGCCGGCAGCAACAAGUGGUGGCAGGACUACCCGUCGCAGCACGACCAGCUGCCGCCGGUGUCCAUGCCGCCGGCGCAAGACGCUCCCUUGGCGGCCUUCUCGCCCGAGACCAAGCCGCCGCCGCCGCCGCCGCAGCAGGGCCAGGGGCCGGAGGCCGGCGCCAUCGUGCCGCUGCGGCGGCCGCGGGGCCGGCCGAUGGGGUCCAAGAACAAGCCCAAGCCGCCGGUGAUCAUCACGCGGGACAGCCCCAACGCGCUGCACUCCCACAUCCUCGAGGUGCCCCCCGGCGCCGACGUCGUCGCCUGCGUCGCCGAGUACGCGCGCCGCCGCGGCCGCGGCGUCUGCGUGCUGGGCGCGUCGGGCGCCGUCGCCGACGUCGCCGUGCGCGGCGCGGCGGGCCCCAUCCCGGGCCGCCUCGAGCUGCUCUCCAUGACCGGCACCGUGCUCCCGCCCCCGGCCCCCGCCGAGGCGUCGGGCCUCGCCGUGCUGCUCUCCGCCGGGCAGGGCCAGGUCGUCGGCGGGUGCAUCGUGGGGCCGCUCGUCGCCGCCGGCACCGUCACGCUCUUCGCCGCCACCUUCGCCAACGCCGUCUACGAGCGCCUCCCGCUCCAGGACGACGCCGUCGACGCCGACGUCAAGCCCGACCUCUCCAACGCCACCGACGCCGCCCUGUCCCAGCAAGUGCAGGCACAUCUGCCGCUGCCGAUGUCUCAGCCCAUGGCCAUGGGCGCCGGCUACCCCGACCACCGCUCGCCUCCGUACGCCUGGGGAGGCCAUUGAGGCUGCAUCUGACGACCAACCUGUGGACCGAUCCUUAGCUUUCUGCUCUUCUUGCUCCUAACAUCCUCUAGACAAGUAGGCGAGUUUAUUGAUUCAUGGAGUGCUCUUCUUGGGCUCCUGUAAUUUACUUUCACCCCCCAUUCUGAUUUUGGUGUCCAAGAUCAGCACAAAACGGCGACGAAGCAGACCAUCGAACCACUUUGUGUGUGGUUAAUUGAGGUCAGUGUUCUAGUUUUACAAGCUUGCCUACUGGUUUCGGAUUUAGCCCAUUCAGCCUGAGUCGGUGUAGAAUCAAUAGAGCAUUACCAGCAUGUGAAUUGUGCUAACUGACUGGGGGAAUCGGGAUUUUGUUCCCUCAAAACAGAAAAUUGGGAUUUUGUUGUUAAUUAUGCUUUUC